Messenger RNA from Lycium barbarum (goji berry), 654 nucleotides. RefSeq lists its product as uncharacterized. Lineage: Eukaryota; Viridiplantae; Streptophyta; Magnoliopsida; Solanales; Solanaceae. Bases 1 to 654 code for a protein of 217 amino acids. The record is from RefSeq and is a predicted model, not a curated record. The transcript has a single exon.
AUGGUUACGCCUACUGCCACGGCAACACAUACAACUCCAGGAGCUAGUGUACCGACUACGAUUGAGAAUGUUGGUGCUUCUGGUGAUGGGUUUACCCCAUUUUCUGUUGAGCCUUCGCAUCCUUACUAUUUUAAUCCAUCCGAUAGACCAGGUACUAUUCUAGUUACCUCUAAGUUUAAUGGUACUGGAUAUGGUGGUUGGAAGAGGAUUAUGUUGAUAGGUCUUUUAUGCAAGAAUAAAUUAGGGCAUGUUAAUGGAACCCUAAGUAGACCAGAAGAGAAUUCUCCUUACUAUGAACCUUGGUGUAGAGCAAAUGAUAUGGUACUUGCUUGGAUAUUGAAUGGAUUAGAACUUGAGAUUAGAGAGAGUGUAAUGUACACAGAAAUUGCAGAGAAGUUGUGGAAAGAUAUUGAAAGAAGAUAUGGACAAGCAAGUGGAACUAAGGUUCAUCAAAUAAGAAAAGAGAUUUCCUCUAUUUCACAGGGAUCUUCAAACAUUGCUUUGUACUUCUCUAAAAUGAAGAAAUUAUGGGGUGAACUUGCAUACUCAAUUACUUACCCUGAUUUGUCAUGUGGUUGUAAGGAAGCUUUUCAGAAAAUGGAAGAAGAACAAAGACUACAUCAGUUUUUAGUGGGUUUAAAUGAAGUCUAUUAA